AUGGCAUUGAGCUCCCUAGGCUUCGACUUCUGGUUACGCUUGCGCUUCCUCCGUUUCUCGGGCGGCUCGGUCUCUGGGUCGCCUACCUGACGCGGCGGCUCGAAGCUUCUGGAGUAGUAGGCAGAAGGGAUGACGCGGAAGCGCUGGUAGGACCCGUUGAUGAGGCGGACCGGGUCGAGGAAGGUGGCUCCGGUGCCGGUGCCGGUGACGUUGAGGCGGUAGACGCCGGUAGCCUCGAACGACCGCAGCUCGUCGGAGAUUUCCAUCUGCGGCAGCAGCGGCAAGGGUUUGGGUGGGCGUUCGUUACCCUCAAUCCGACCUCUGAAUCGCUGGUUCUUCCUUCCUUCGGUCCUGCGCGGCCGGCCGCCGCCGCCGCCGCCGCCGCCGCGGGAGAGCGCGGGCAGCCUCCCUCCACCUCAGGUAAGCGCCGCCGCCAAAUUAUAGCGCGCGCGCGGGUGUGGAGGUAGGUCAUCAGGUCAGGGAGGCACGCGCCGCCGGUUGGUUCACGUAUGGUUUCUUCAAACCAUAACUAAAUGGAAUUGUAUCGAUGUUAUCUAUCCUCGCAGCUAUGUUGCCUGGGCCAUCUAUUCCAGUGCUGUCGCAGUCUUUUCUGGUUUGGCAGCUUAUCUUAUCUGUCCUCAUCUUGGGAAGGAAAUAUAGAGCAAACCAAAUUCUUGGCUGCAUGCUUGUCACCGCUGGAGUAAUUUUAGCAGUGGCUAGUGGAGCCAAUGGUGGUCCAUUUCUAUCUGAACUCAAUUUUUUCUGGCCAGCAGUAAUGAUAGCUUCAGCUGCAUUUCAAGCUGCUGCUUCCAUUAUCAAGGAGUUUGUUUUCAUCGAUGGAGCGAAACGCCUUGAGGGAAAGCGGCCUGAUAUAUUUAUAGUCAACUCUUUUGGUUCAGGGUUCCAGGCUCUUUUCGUUUUCCUACUCCUUCCAUUUCUCUCUAACUUGAAAGGAAUACCUUUUGCUGAACUCCCUGCGUACCUAAACCGUGGUGCUGCAUGCUUUCUGAAUAUUGGAGGGAACCUAAAGGAUUGCCAUGGAGCUCCUCUGCUACCACUACUCUACAUGGCUCUGAACAUAGCCUUCAACAUUUCUGUGCUUAAUCUGGUGAAGAUGUCUACUGCUGUGGUUGCUUCACUAACAUCAACUUUAGCAGUACCUCUUACCAUCUAUGUUCUGUCACUGCCUCUACCAUAUCUACCUGAAGGGACAAAUUUGAGCACAUCUUUUAUAAUUGGUGCUGCCACCUUAGUGCUUGGGCUGCUUCUAUACAAUCUUCCUCAAAGAUCAGCUGAUCAAAUGAAGAAGGAUUAAUCUAAAUCAACAUUGUACAUGAGGAUGAUAGGAAGCUAUAGCUAUUGGUGCUCCUUCAUACAAGAAAAAAAGAAUUGCAUGAAAUGAGCGGCACAAUUUGAUGCAGAACUUCUGCUGCAAACAUUUGAGACACCACCUGGCUAACAGUAUUCCAACUUCUGCUGUCAGUUCCUUUUUGUGCGAAUGUAAGUAUGGACUACUUACAAUUUUCAUGGUUGUAUAGUGUUCGUUCUCACCAUUUUUUGUGUGUUGGGGGGGGGGGGGGGGGGUACAAGAAUGCCAUGAGUUCCUUUGUCUCAUAAUCCGUGGCUCCUUUAUAUCAACGUGAACUUGUUUUUAGUAUU
Panicum virgatum (switchgrass) is the source of this 1659-nucleotide messenger RNA. RefSeq names its product protein CLT2, chloroplastic-like. The coding region runs from base 548 to 1315 and encodes 255 amino acids. Lineage: Eukaryota; Viridiplantae; Streptophyta; Magnoliopsida; Poales; Poaceae. The record is from RefSeq and is a predicted model, not a curated record. The transcript has 8 exons.